UGAAAAGUCAUUUGAAUGUUUUCUCGUCUCAUUAAAACUUAUUCCAUAAAAAAUCGCUUGAAAUUAGUAGCAAAACCACACAUACAAAGGUUUAUUCAUAGAAGAUACUCACUCACGAUGGCUCCCACUUCGUUCAAGCUCAACACGGGCCAAGACAUCCCCGCCAUUGGGUUCGGAACAUGGCAAGCCGCCCCAGGUGAAGUCGCCGCAGCGGUAGCCUACGCUCUAAAAGUAGGCUACCGUCUCAUCGACGCAGCAUACUGCUACGCGAACGAGGAUGAAGUAGGGCAGGGUCUCAAAGCCGCCUUCGACGCCGGAUAUGUCAAGAGAUCGGACAUAUUCGUGAUGACGAAGCUAUGGAACACAUACAGCACGCGCGUGGAGCUCGGACUCGACAAGUCUCUUAAAGCGCUGGGUCUGGAUUACGUGGACUUGUACCUGGUACACUGGCCCGUAGGCAUGAACCCCAACGGCAACGACGACCGUUUCCCCAAGCUGGCGGAUGGGAGUCGUGAUAUCACGUGGGACCACGACCACGUCGCUACGUGGAAGCAGAUGGAAAAGUUGGUGGCUACGGGAAAGGUGAGGGGUGUGGGUGUUUGCAAUUAUAGUAAGACGUACCUGGAGCAGCUUCUUGCGAAGGCGGAUAUCGUCCCGACGAUUAAUCAGAUCGAGAAUCACCCCGCACUGCCGCAGCAGGAGGUUGUGGAUUUUUGUAAUGAGAAGGGCAUCAGGGUUGUGGCGUAUAGCCCGUUGGGGAGUACCGGGGGCCCGUUGAUGAAGAGUGAGCCUGUAACUAAGGUUGCGGAGAAGAAGGGGGUUAGUCCUGGGACGGUGCUAUUGAGUUAUCAUGUUGCGAGAGGCACCACCGUGCUCGCCAAGUCUGUUACCGAGUCGCGCAUUGAGGCCAACCUGAAGAUCAUCGAUCUCGACGCUGAGGAUAUGAAGAUCCUAAACGACUACUCGGAUAGCUUAGUCAAGGCGGGUAAGGUCGAGCGAUACGUAUACCCGCCCUUUGGUAUCAACUUCGGCUUCCCAGACAAGAAUGUGGGCAGAGCAUUACCGAACGGGGUAUGAAGUACGGAAUAUUAGUAUUGGGCGAAGCAGAGUUAAUUGCACAGACGUAUUUACACAUGCAGAUACGGACCAAGCGAGCGCAACGAAUGCUAGGCUGGCUAGCUAGCAUAUUGAUAGAGACCUAUAUCAUGUUUCGUGGGAAACUAUAACUAGAUGAAUAGAUCAGGCGCCUUCAUAUCGCGGCCCUCCCGAGGCAUAUUUGAAGAACAUUUCUCGUUGAUAUCACACUAGAGAUAUUCUAAAGGUUCAUAGUUCCUAUAUGAGCCUCGAUCAUAGUCCCCCAAGAAUUCUAGACUGUCAUAGCCUUGAUUAGCGUCGGAACAAUUUCAAUGAGGCGAUCCAAUCCCGGUUCAUUCCCUAUACGGAUUGGGGGCGA
Molecule: messenger RNA, 1453 nt
Organism: Annulohypoxylon maeteangense
Lineage: Eukaryota; Fungi; Ascomycota; Sordariomycetes; Xylariales; Hypoxylaceae
Product: Aldo/keto reductase
Exons: 3
Coding region: 16-1077 (353 amino acids)
Cellular component (GO): cytosol
Molecular function (GO): aldose reductase (NADPH) activity
Source: RefSeq, a predicted model, not a curated record